This is a messenger RNA of Schistocerca nitens (vagrant locust), 1029 nucleotides long. RefSeq lists its product as uncharacterized. Gene Ontology annotation, molecular function: DNA binding. The record is from RefSeq and is a predicted model, not a curated record. The transcript is spliced from 2 exons. Gene Ontology annotation, cellular component: transcription regulator complex; nucleus. The coding region runs from base 76 to 840 and encodes 254 amino acids. Gene Ontology annotation, biological process: regulation of transcription by RNA polymerase II. Lineage: Eukaryota; Metazoa; Arthropoda; Insecta; Orthoptera; Acrididae.
GUGGCGCUCGGAAGCGACCCGUGGCGGAGACAUCCGAGUGGCGCGCAACUGUUUUCGUAAAUCUGAGCCGUCAAAAUGCGGGACGAUGUUGAGUUUAAUGAAAUGUUUUGUGAACUAAUAGAAACAUAUCCUCAACUGUACGAUUACACUCGACCAGAUUAUAGCAAUCGCAGUGUACAAGAUAAGGCGUGGCGGAAGAUUGCUGCAACACUAAACGAAACAGUGAUCAACUGUAAGGAGAGAUGGAAAAAUAUAAGGGGACGAUACAGCAAGUAUAGAAAAAUAGUUCGCUCACCUGAUUCUGGAGCUAAACAAGUCGCAGAAUACUACCUAGCAUCACGCCUUCAAUUCUUGGACAAAUUUUUAAAAACAAGACCUCCGAAGGGCAACCUUGUCCUCGAAAACACUAAAGUUGAAGAAGUAGACGACAGUGUUUCAGGUGAAGCAGAGCAUCGUGACCUAUUGCGCGAAGACUCCUGUUCUUCCUCAUCGGAACCAUCUCCUCCUCUACGACAAGGUAUAUCACAUGUGUCGCCUACACCACCUGCAGUUGCUAAAUGCGAAGAUAACAGGAAGAGAAAAGCAGGCACUGACAUGCAAGAUGCGAAUGAAAGUGCUUUUAAGUAUUACGUGGAAACGCAAAAUUUGCUAGAACAUAAGCUGGCGAAAGUAGGUGAACUUGACGCAGACAUGGCUUUUCUCCAAAGUUUGCUUCCGGAUAUGAAGGCAAUGACAGCUCAGCAAAAACGGAAGUUCAAAAUUGGUGUUUUAAAGUUGUGUGACGAGCUCCUGGAGCAGCAUCCUCAGGUCCCUCAACCUCCUUUACCCUCACACAAGUGACAUGUGUGUUAACAGCUGCCAAACGGUUCUUCCGACCGCUGCUCAAGGCGUUUGAGGCACCACAGGAUUAGCCAGAACUAAUUGAGUGAAUUACAAAGCAUCAGUCUUAGCUGAAUGCUUGAAACAGUUUCAUGCGAUAGAAAUAUUUCAUAUAGAAAACAGUUAGUUUCAGUAUAUUACUGAAAUGUG